Alternaria conjuncta is the source of this 1284-nucleotide messenger RNA. RefSeq lists its product as uncharacterized. The transcript has a single exon. The record is from RefSeq and is a predicted model, not a curated record. The coding region runs from base 1 to 1284 and encodes 427 amino acids. Gene Ontology annotation, molecular function: protein binding. NCBI's taxonomy places the organism in Eukaryota, Fungi, Ascomycota, Dothideomycetes, Pleosporales, Pleosporaceae.
AUGACCGAUAACCUCAACCCACCGUCAAUCGUAAUGAAUGCUCCAGAGGGGACUCCGAAGCUAACAGAUUUGUGUGUAGAUGAAGCGGCCGUCGCUGACUCGUUUCCGUUGAAGAGGCUCCCCGACGAGCUCCUCCUCCAGGUCGUCGCCCAAGUCCCCGAAGUCGUUCUUCAUAACCUCAGCUUGGCUGCCAGACAUAUCGGCUCCAUGGCGCAGGAGGCACUCCAUGGAUACCCCACGAUCUCUUACACCGACAAUGCCAUGCCGCGACAAAUUGCCCGACUGGCUCACACCCUCUUCAGUCGUCCUGACCUAGCACGCGCAGUAGCCCAACUCACGCUGCGGCCCAUCAUCCAUCUUGUCGAGAUCCCAUUCACCACAUUGUCCGCGGCUGGCAAUCCAGUACUCCAGGGCUUCUUCCAGCACACACGCGUGUAUAUGGGCGAGACACAGAUUGCGGCACUCCUCCUUGCUUCUCUCCCGAACUUGAAAGAGCUCGAUCUGCAAAUCAUCUCCAACGGUAGCCUGCAUGAGCUCGACAGCGGUCGUUAUGGCCAUGCAUGUAGCGUACAGUGCAGGCUUCCAGUCAAGGCUGGGUCACACCCCCUCGAUAUCGCCAUGAACCCAGGAUUGAAGGCGCCCCGGAAGCUGCAUCUGCAUGCUCGUCAUAUCAGCUGGGAUUGGCUGGCGUUGUCUUGCCUGAGGGCUGUCACCCUUGGCCUUCACUGUAGCGUCGAUUGGGAUACUGCAUCAGCAGGUGUCUCCAGGGUUGAAGAACUGGUGCUGAAUCUGACCACCGAGGUCUUUCUUAACGACGACCGGAGAUACAAAGAUCUACCCAAACUCUUUCAGCGAAUGCCCUGCCUGCGAUCGCUCACCAUCAACAUCAGCAACAAGUGCUUAGCUCCAGGGCCAAAUCAGAUCGAGGCUGAUAUUCUUGGGAAUGAUGCGCGGGGAAGCAUGGAAAUCCUCAUCGAAACUAUGGCUGCAGUAUCGCAGACACUAGAAGUGCUGUGCAUCAAGAAAGCCGGCACAGAUCCGCAUUGCUUCAAGUACCUGGAGCCGGUAACAAGCCUGGCCCACUUCAACCAAAUGAAGCACCUUCAAAUACCCAUUGAAGGAGUUUUGGAGCGUGGCCUGGUGUCGAGGAAGAGAAUUGGGGAGAUACUGCCAGACAGGCUUGAACAGUUGCGCCUCUCAGGCCUAUCUGUAGAAGCCAUGAAGAGGUUGGAAGAUGUGUCCUCGGAAGAUGCUAGUCUGGCGUUCCCGGCCUUGUCGGGAUGA